This is a messenger RNA of Entelurus aequoreus (snake pipefish), 872 nucleotides long. RefSeq lists its product as uncharacterized. NCBI's taxonomy places the organism in Eukaryota, Metazoa, Chordata, Actinopteri, Syngnathiformes, Syngnathidae. The transcript is spliced from 8 exons. The coding region runs from base 43 to 783 and encodes 246 amino acids. The record is from RefSeq and is a predicted model, not a curated record.
UUAUCCUCACUGACCAGGGCACUGAAUUCAAGAAAGAGAGUUAUGGAGGUUCUUCCAAACAAUAUGGUUAGGCUGGAGACCCUGGAUGGAAAGCACAAGCAUAUGAUGACCCCGUAUGCAUCACUGAAACCUCUGCGCUCGAGGACUCACCCUGGCUGGCCAAAGGAUUCCUCUUCAGCCCCUGUGCUUCCAGGAGAUGCUGAAAUGCUGACUUCAUCAUCGGAGGAGGAAACUGAGUGUCAUUGUUUCACGGACCAUACAUAUGCUGGCCCCACAUCACCCUGGAAAAAGGGGCUGCACCCCGACCAGAAACAACUGCUCGAGUAUGUUUUGGCCUGCGAUCGUCCAGCUAUGGAACUGAUCGUUAAAGAGGGAGGGGUGUGUUUAACCCGAGAAGAGUUUUGGUCUCUCGGGUUGUCCAGAGACAUGGACUCCACGGGCAAAGAUGUCUUCAUUGCCAAAAUGUAUAUUGUACCAACGUGGAAGCACAAAGACGUCGAUCCAAUGUCAAGCCUUCCAAGGGAUGCACAUCUAAAGGAUGCACUCCUCUUCCCAGCGUGGAGCAAGCACAACGGGCCAGAGCAUUACCUUCUCUGUGUGUUGAGGCCGGCAAAGAGAGAAAUUCUCUUGCUGGACUCUCAGUUUGCCCUUUGGCCAUCUGGUUUUGGUGAUGAGGUGUACAGAGCCAUCUUUAGGUCCCUUUAUAAUAAUCCUGGCCACAGUUCCAUUUUGGCCACUUUUUGUUCCAGCCAUGUUCUGGUUUUGGCUAUGGUUCUGUUCUAGUCAUCUUUCCCUUCCCCGCUAUGCUCAUGUUUUAGAUAUGUUCUUCUUUCGGCUAUGUUCCCAUUCUAGCCAUGUUCCGGUGGUGUGCU